Messenger RNA from Carassius auratus (goldfish), 2890 nucleotides. RefSeq names its product stonustoxin subunit alpha-like. Gene Ontology annotation, molecular function: protein binding. Bases 534 to 1100 code for a protein of 188 amino acids. The record is from RefSeq and is a predicted model, not a curated record. Lineage: Eukaryota; Metazoa; Chordata; Actinopteri; Cypriniformes; Cyprinidae. The transcript has 5 exons.
CAUCGACUGCGGCAGAGAAACAGGCAGACAGCACUGAAGCAGCUAAUGCUCAUCAGAUGACAAUUCUGUGGAAAAUGAAUAGAAAUUAUCAUUCUGUCUAAAGAAAUAUUGCAUUGGAAGGAAGUGAAAUGAAGACAUGUCAAUAAGCUGGCAUCUGAUUGGCUGAAGAGUAGAGCACUGCCAGAAAAGUCUUAAAAUACACACACAAAUCCAGUGCGAUUUACAGAUGGAUGAAGAUUUACAAGCUCUGAUUCAUUAAUUAACCUGUCUCACUGAAAGUCACACUGCUUACUUGGAGCUCAGUUUGAUUCUUAUUCAAGGUUUUGCAAAGCAUGUGUAACUAAUGGGUGUGGUGCUGUGAUAAAGGUCAGUCAUUCUUCAAACUCUGAUCUUUGACUAACUGCCAACUGCUCUACAAACAUUAAGCUACAGUCUAAAGGAACUGAACCCAAGUAACAAUAACUUUAGGAUUCAGGAGUGAAGCUGCUAACCAGAGAAGUUGAGUCAGGAUCACGGAACACAGUGGAGCGAACAUGAGUAGAGAAGAGCUCCUGAAAUAUUUCUGUGAUCUCACAUUGGAUCAAAACACAGUACACAAUCGUCUCGCUGUUGUAGAGAGCAACAAGAAGUUGAUAUGUAAUCCAGAUCCAAUGAUAUAUCCUGAUAAUCCAGAGAGAUUUGACGGCCUUCCGCAGGUUCUGUGUAAGGAGCGUCUGUCUGGACGCUGUUACUGGGAGGCUGAAUGGAGCGGGUUGGGUGAUAUGGCCGUGUCUUAUGAAGGAAUCGGCAGGAAAGGAGAAGGUUUUGAAAGCAGGUUUGGAGCCAAUCACAAAUCCUGGAUUCUGAGCUGUUUCGGGGAGAAACUGAUUGCCUGGCAUGACAAUAUGGGAACACACAUUCCUCCCCCAGCACCUCCCUUAAACAAAUUUGGCGUGUAUCUGGACGAGUCAGCCGGGAUUCUGUCCUUCUACAGCAUCUCUGACAAAAACACACUCAGACACUUAUACACAUUCAACACCACAUUCACUGAACCCCUCUAUGCUGGAUUUGUGCUGUAUACUAAUUCAGUGUCUCUCUGUGAUGUAAAAAAAACAGGAUGAGUCAUUUCAAUUCACUACGAGAUCUACAGUGGCCCCCAAAAAGUACUUGCACUCUUUAAACAAAGCUAAUAAUAUAAAAAAGUGCCCUUUAUUUUAUUGGACUGUCUAUUUACACUAAGUGCAAAUGUCUCGCCUUGUUGGCAGAAGCUAUUUACACCAACUCCACCCACUAACAUAUGCUUGGGAUAGUCAACACAACAAAAGACGGCUAUCAAAUAACAGCAUCAGUGGCGUAAUUGGUAAAAUGCAUAGCACAGACUUUUUGACGCAAUCGACCCAAGUUUGAAUCCACCUUUUUCCAAACUCAUUCUUGACCCUUUUUCACAUCUCAUAUUACACCAGAAAGGCAUUUUCAUUUCAUUUUGAAGUAUCAGGUAGUGUUACGAUCAUCAGCUGGAGUGCCCAUGAACUCCAGUAGAGGGCACUCCACUCAGGACUCUUGUAUUUGGUGUCCAUUUCCAUUCCCUACUCCAUUUCCCAUAACCCCAUGCUUAGGGCUAAUUACCACCAGGUGUUCCCCAUUACCACUCCCCUAUAUAUACUGUGUUUGGACUGAUUGCGAAGUCUUGUUUAGUCCCGUCUAGCAUUUCCGAGGGUUUCCCUAGUGUUUGUGUCUUACUAUACCGACUGUGAUUCUCUGCUGCCUGCCCCGACCUCUGCCUGUUACUGUUUCUGAUUUUGGAAAUCCCUUGACAUACUUGAUGCUGUUCUCUGAUUACUGCCUAUCUGACCAUUCUCUUAUUAAAUAUACUGCAAAUGGAUCUGUCUUUGACUCCUCGUAACAGUUAGGGUUAGGGUUGGUGUAGGGAGCUGCUUUAUUGUCCCAAUAAGUCAGCAUCCGUUUAAUAAUUUGACUUAAAAUUAUAAUUUACAAUCAAUAUGUUAUUACUGCAUACUGUUUUAUAAUGUACCAGAGUACUGAGUAUUUGCCACUAUUUGCAAUAAGUAGUAUAAAUAGCAGAAAAUACUGUUUCAACCCAACUUUGCACUUAGGGUAAACAGCAUCUAUCGUGCAAAUAGCUGCUUCCUUAUUUUAAGUACACUUAUCAACCAAAACGUUUUACAAAAUGAGCUUUGUUAGGUUUCAAGAUAUAAUCGUAGAGUCCCUUUGAGUGCACAAUGUAGUAUCUAACACAAUGAAAUUCAGAUUUUUACGUAAGUGUGACUUAAGUGUCUAAAUACUUUCUGGGACCACUGUAUGGUAGUUCAGAUUUUUAUUUUAUUUUAUUUGUUAGUUACGAUGACAUCUUCAUUUCAAGAACAUAACUUGCUUAGAGGGCUAGAUAUACAAUGCAUGUGUCGCAUUUUAUGAUUUUCAGCCAAUUUUUCAGUAGUUGGCUUCAUUUACAGUCGCUUGAUUGACCAGUGCAGAGUUGUGCCAAAUGAAAAUGGUCUUUAUACUCCUAAAGGUGAAGAAUCUAAGGAAUCUUCAUAGCGUGUGUUGCUUUUUUUUUAAACAUUCAUCAUUUAUUAUCCAUUUUUUAUUACUCUUUAUCAUAUAAUCUUUUAUAAUAAUCAUUUAAUACUCAUUGGUUUAUUCAUUGAUCAAUAAUUUUAGAUUGUUUUUUUCCCAUUGUUUAGUCUUAUCACUGUCUGGUUUUGAUGGAUAUGUUUUCACAAGUAAGAGGAGAAAGUCUCAAUUUUAAGGGGUUUGAACAUCACAGGACGAUGCUGUGAAGCUAUAAUGUUCCAUUGCUUCAACUUGUUGGAUUUGUGCUGGCUAUAUAUAAAGCCUGAGCAUUGAAACAUAGGCAACUAAGAUUAUUCAAUAAACUUUACUCAUUUUACCA